This is a messenger RNA of Venturia canescens, 2870 nucleotides long. RefSeq names its product Exocyst complex component Sec6 (gene Sec6). Bases 370 to 2631 code for a protein of 753 amino acids. The record is from RefSeq and is a predicted model, not a curated record. Gene Ontology annotation, cellular component: exocyst. The transcript has a single exon. Gene Ontology annotation, molecular function: SNARE binding. Gene Ontology annotation, biological process: exocytosis; exocyst localization. Lineage: Eukaryota; Metazoa; Arthropoda; Insecta; Hymenoptera; Ichneumonidae.
UCGUUGAAUCGAGGGAGCCUGUUCUGAAAUUCUGGAAAAUGGAGUCGUUGUCUUUGUUAUCGACAUCAUAAGUUGAGAUAUCGGAAUUACUUUUGUAUUUCAAAAGGAUAUGGGACAUUUUCUCGACAUUAAUGGUAGAAUCAGAGAGUUGCUCCAUCAAGCAUAAAUCAGGCGAACCCUGUUGACAGAAACACCCCCGUCCUGACGUAACCUAAAAGCUGUGGCUGGUUGUCAAUAAAUUAGGUCAAAAUUGAAAAAAUAAUGUGAUCGGAGAAAGAAACGUAACGAUUCAUAAUUUAAUUGCUACAAUUACGUAUAAUUUUCAUUAAUAACAAAUAGAAAAAGAUCAAUCAACGAAUUUUUUCAAAAAUGAAUUCCAACGAAAUGAGUGAUUUACAAAAGUUGGAAGAAGGUGCAAAGGCCACAGGUACGAAACACGUAAUAAACAUGCUUCAAAGACCGGGUCAAUUGGAAAAGGUCGAGCAGUAUAAACGCAGAAUAGCUCGUAAAAAGGCGUCGGUUGAAACAAUGUUAAAAACAGCGAUGCAGAGUGAAUUGGACGGAGUCAAAGUAGGAUUUAAUCAGUUGCAAAGUUCCCUGAAAAUAAUCCGUUCGGUCAAGGAAGAGCUCGAUUUGAUAGGCGAGUCGUUCGGUGCUGCGCUAGAACUGAGUACAAAGUUGCAAGCGGUUCAAGACGAAAAUAUGCGUCAUUCACAGUACGUAACCGCAAAAGAAAAUCUAAAGCAUAUAUUCACAGUACCGGAGAGCGUAGAGAAAACAAAACAGUGGAUAAACGAUGGUGAGCUCUUGCAUGCUCACCAGAGUCUUAUGGAUUUGGAAAAUUCACGAGAUGAUUUGCUCUAUGAACUACACAAACUUCCCAAUCAAUCGGUACCGGAUACAUUGAUGUUGAAAGCUUAUUUUGAAGAUGUAGAAAUGCUCUCCAAACUCAUGGAAAAACAGAUUAAACUUGUACUUGGACGUACUCUCAACACAGUUAGAAAAGAGCCAACAGUCAUUGUCACUGCUUUGAGAAUCAUUGAGAGGGAAGAGAAAUCCGAUCAUUUUGCAAAUCAAAGACACAAACAGAGUGGUUUUAUGCCACCUGGAAGGCCCAAAAGAUGGAAAGACAUGGCUUUUGAAGUUCUUGAAAAAGCAGUGUCAAAUAGAAUAGAAGGAACACAAGUAGAAGAGAGAGCUGACAACAAAAUGUGGCUAGUCAGAUAUCUCGAAUUGACAAGACAACUAAUCCUUGAAGAUCUCAGAGUCGUUAAAACCCUCUGCCAACCUUGUUUUCCACCAAAGUAUGAAAUAAUAAGAAAAUUUGUUGUUAUGUAUCACAACAGCUUAUCCCUCCAUCUCAGGGACAUAAUAGCAGGUGGAUUGGAAGGAAACGAGUAUGUUUCUUUACUCGCUUGGAUAAUAAACACCUAUACUGGACACGAGCUCAUGAAACACCCUGAACUAAACAUAGACACCAGUGAUAUUGGACCACUUUUAAGUAACGAGAUAAUCGACGAUUUACAAGAGAAAUAUUUGCGAAACAUGUGUCAGAACUAUGAGGACUGGAUGAAAAAGACACUGGAGACAGAAAAAGUUGAUUGGUGGAGCGGUAUUUUGCCGGAAGGGACGAGUCAGGAUACCUAUUACCACACAGCCGCUCCGGUCAUCAUAUUUCAAAUGAUCGAUCAAAAUCUCCAGGUAACCAAAACUAUCAGCAGUGAUUUAACAGCUAAAGCUCUUCUCUUAUGUAUAGAACAAGUUACCAAAUAUGGAAGUAUGUAUCGUCAAGCUAUACAAGAUUUCAAAGCUAGACACUUUGAGGAUCGCAGUCAGGUACCUUAUUUCACGCAUCACAUGAUCACAGUCGUCAACAAUUGUUUACAAUUCGUCGAACUGGCACAACAAAUGAAACAGCUGUAUUGGGUUCCUACAGCCAGUGGUGACGCGGCGAUUAAAUUCGAGAGUUUACUCGCAACUUAUCAGCACUUGAGAAACGAAACUGCUGCUAUUCUCCUUGAAGAAUCUUUCUUGGACCUCGAGCGUCAGUUCCAGGAUCUUCUCACACCAAAAUGGCUCGCAUCUCCCAUUCCGGUUUCCACUAUUUGCGUCACGCUCGAAGAUUAUUUCCAGGAUUACAAUCAUCUUCGUCCCAAAAAUUUUGAAUACAUCAUAACGGAAGCUCAAAAUUUGAUUGCGAAAAGGUACAUCGUGGCGAUGUUGCAACGGAAAAUUUCGCUCAAAACUUACGAAGACUGCUUGACCUGCACCUCCAAAAUAAUGACCGAAGCUGACGAAUUGAAGAACUUCUUCGUUCGCAUCGCACCUAAAGUUGGCAACUUUGAUUGCCCCUUUGAAAUUAUCAAACGACUUGCCGAAGUUCUCCGCUGUGAAGACUCGGAAAUUUUAUCUCUUGACUUACAUUCGUUGGUCGAAAAAUAUCCCGACAUGACCGAAGAUCAUUUGGUCAGGCUACUCAGCCUCAGAGGCGAUAUCUCACGCAGCGAAGCUAAAGAAAAAGUCUCAUAUAUUCUCGAGGCACAGAGAAAUAGGAAAACAUCUCAGCCCAUUUCGAAUAGUAUAUUUAGGCAUAUCGUUAUACAGGAUAGUUUCCUUAAUUGGAAACCUUGAGGAUCCUAAAUUUUUGUGAUUUCAUUUUUAAUGGUCACGCACUGAAACACAAAUUCACUUGACAAAAAAUGAAAAUAUUAAAAUGUAACACGAUGUCGUGAAUGAUAUUUAUAAAUGUGUGUAUAAAUGAACGCUUCAUGUACAGCAUAAUAUUUAAAAAACUGUUGAAAUAUGUUGAACAAAAAUGUAUAUAACAAUUUCUAAAUAUAGGUUAAAAUAAUAAUAUGUAUGUCACUCAA